This is a messenger RNA of Drosophila persimilis, 1089 nucleotides long. RefSeq names its product caspase-3 (gene Decay). The coding region runs from base 24 to 950 and encodes 308 amino acids. Gene Ontology annotation, molecular function: cysteine-type endopeptidase activity. Gene Ontology annotation, biological process: proteolysis. The transcript is spliced from 3 exons. The record is from RefSeq and is a predicted model, not a curated record. NCBI's taxonomy places the organism in Eukaryota, Metazoa, Arthropoda, Insecta, Diptera, Drosophilidae.
AUUGCCCCAGCGCAGACACAGAAAUGGACGACACGGACUUUUCGCUCUUCGGCCAGAAGAACAAGCACAAGAAAGACAAAGCGGAUGCCACACAGAUCGCCAAGACGCCCACAUCGGAGGCGGAUCUGAAGCGCAUCAUCAUCUCCAGGCCCACCGUCGAUGACACCUACGAGAACUGUCAACGCGCCGGCAUCGCGGUGAUACUCAAUCACAAGGACGUCAAGGGGCAGAAGCAGCGCGUGGGCACCGAACGGGAUCGCGAUGACAUGCAGCACACCCUGCAGACCUUUGGCUUCGAUGUGAGGACCUACAACGAUCUGACCUUCUCCGAUAUCAACGAUAUGCUCAAAGAGGUGGCACGCGAGGAUCAUAGCGAUAAUGAUUGCUUCGUUCUCGUUGUCAUGUCCCAUGGCACUGAGGGCAAGGUCUAUGCCAAGGACAUGUCCUAUCCGGUGGAGCGGCUGUGGAACCCCUUCCUGGGCGACAACUGCAAGACCCUGAAGAACAAGCCGAAGCUCUUCUUCAUACAGGCCUGCCGUGGCGAGAAUCUGGAGAAGGCAGUGGAGUUCACCUCCUUCGCGGUGAUGACCAGAUCUCUGGCCCCCGCCGAAGCGGCGCCGGUCCAACCGAUUACGUAUGCCAUACCCAGCACGGCGGACAUGCUCGUCUUUUACUCCACCUUCGACAAAUUUUUCUCAUUUCGCAAUGUGGACGAUGGCUCGUGGUUUAUUCAGAGUUUGUGCCGAGUCCUGGACAUGGCCGCCUUUAACGAGGCUGGCCAACCCGACGGCGUCGAUCUGCUGCGCCUGCUGACCGCCGUCAACAGGAAGGUGGCCUACGAGUACCAGUCGAAUACGAAGAACGAGGCCCUCAACCAAAUGAAGGAAAUGCCCAACUUUAUGUCCACACUCACCAAAACUUUCCAAUUGCGUGUGAAGCCAAAGACCUGAGCACGAAAUCACCGCCAGCACGGAGCUGACUCAGAUCCCGACGGAGGGCGGGAGCCGAACAGCAAACACAAGCCUUCCCACAAAGUAAAAAGUAACAAUGUUUGCAAUUUGUUUAUAAAUAUAUACACAUGUCUGAGUA